This is a messenger RNA of Ixodes scapularis (black-legged tick), 1946 nucleotides long. Its product is annotated as zinc finger protein 567. Gene Ontology annotation, cellular component: nucleus. Gene Ontology annotation, biological process: regulation of transcription by RNA polymerase II. The transcript has 2 exons. The coding region runs from base 759 to 1295 and encodes 178 amino acids. Lineage: Eukaryota; Metazoa; Arthropoda; Arachnida; Ixodida; Ixodidae. Gene Ontology annotation, molecular function: DNA-binding transcription factor activity, RNA polymerase II-specific; RNA polymerase II transcription regulatory region sequence-specific DNA binding. The record is from RefSeq and is a predicted model, not a curated record.
ACAAAUUCGGGUAUGGGCGCUUAGUGUGGUAUGGGCGGAUGCACGGCAUUCUACGGUAAGCGUAAUCGUCACCCAUUCUCAUUUUGUCUCCCCUCUAUUUUUUUACUAUUUGGAGGUUGAAACGUUUUACUAUUUUUUUGUCACCCAUACUGGAUGUGCCUACUUGGCAGUGGGCACAGACGUUUUUCCGUGCUUGUUUUUCAAAUAGCAACACAAGAAUUAUCGGUGAAGAAAUCUAAUGAAAAACUAAGAGUUCAAGAAGGCUUCAACAAAAACACUCCUAGCUGGAGCAGAAAUUCCCAGAAAUUGGCGUUUAGGUUUUUAACUGAUUUUAUAUUUUUCACUCCAGUAGAUGUUUAUCCAAUUUUUUUUUCCAGAUUUAGUUAUGUUUGCGUUAUUGUCACAAACAGAUGUUUAUUGGUGCUUUUCAGUUAAAACAAGGAAGUCUACAGCCUACUUGUAUACCGACUAUUUCAAGAAAGUGGUAAUUUCAAGGGGGUGCAAUUUAUACAACAAAUACUGCACCUAGAAACUGCACAUGUGCCUCUAUUUGUGUGCUAGGGUUCGCACCUAUCUCUCCAGCAAUGUUCUACGCCAGGAGGGCUUUAAAGCCUGGCUGGUAUGGUGGAAGUCAAAUUUGUUGCAUAGGGAUUUAGGCAGCAGGAAGUUAGUCUAACUUAAAAUGACAUCUGAUAUGUCUCCACUAUAGAGGGGAAAUCUGGCCAGUGCAGUUUGACUGCUAGCCUGAGGUCUUCAGCAUGCACGGUAUUCUUGGUGCCACCUGCCAAAUGCUCAGCAGAAUCCAUGCACGCUGGGGACGAGGGGACCUGGACGGGAUGGUCUUCACCACGAUGGGGGAGAGCUUCCGGUGCGGGGACUGCGGCAGCCUCUUCUCGUCCAAGGACUACCUGGAGCGCCACUGGAAGAUGACACACAACCGCAAAGAGGGCCGCCACCUAUGCAGCUACUGCGGCUACUCGAGCGACAUCCGGGCGCACGUCAUCAGCCACGAGAGGACGCACACGGGCGAGCGCCCCUUCAAGUGCGCCACCUGCGGCAAGGAGUUUGCCCAGAAGAACCGCCUCAUCACCCACCAGCGGAUCCACACGGGCGAGCGACCGUACAAGUGCGACGUCUGCGGGCAGGGCUUCAAGCAGGUGGUGCACAUGACCAUCCACAAGCGGCUGCACACGGGCGACUGCCCCUACGUGUGCGAGGAGUGCGGCAGGGCCUUCAACCAGAAGGGGACGCUGGUCAGGCAUGCCCAGACGCACCUGCGGCGCCUCAGGCGCUGAGUCGUGCGGUGACUCCUCUCGCGAGGCGGGCCGUUGGCAAGUGGGCACAACGUGACUGGUUGGAACGUGCUCGUUCUCUAGGUCUUCGAAAUGUGCGUCGUCGGUCACGGUGAGGCCGGACGGGAGGUUGGGGGAGCCGGAGACUUUGGCCGGAAGCCGGCGACAGAAUUGUUUGGAGUACUUUGUUAAGGGCGCUUGGGAGAGCUAAUUAUAUUUAUAGGCUGAUGCAGAAUUGAGAGUUCUAUGCCUGUUUCAUUUUAGCCAUCCCUAUAGUCUUGGGGAAUUUCGCCAUUUUGUCCUUGUUUGUGGGGAAAAAGGGUAGAACCUUGAGCUGCAAAUUUUAAAUUGUGCUUAAGGCCUACGUAAAGGGAUUGUCCGGUUGAAACUGGAAGUACCUAAGUUUUUACACUCGAUACGUCGAGGGAGCCUUCAUAUAGACAAAUGUCAUUUUUAUUAUGAUAUGUAAUAUGUCUCAAUAUUAAUUAAACCUUUCGUAAGCGUGUGUUCAAAACUGCACCCCUGAUUUCGCCAGUGUCAAUAGCCGACAUUCGUAGCUGCUGUGUGACGUCGCAUAACGCAAAGAAAGAUGGUCAGGAUAACAAAGAGUUGGUCAAUAAAUAUCUGGUAUUUGGUUUCGAAUUAUAUAGUCUC